AAUAACAAUAAUAAAAUUGACGUGUCCGUGUUUCGUGUCCUCUCUCCGGUAAAAUGGAAAAUUGAAUGCUUCCAAAACCGCAUCGAUCGUCCAAAUUAUAGUUUGAAUUUGCAGAAAUUGGAAUCUAAUUUUAAGCUCCGACAAAAUGACGAUAUUCGACAGACUUCGAAAAUUUGAUGCAUACCCGAAAACGUUGGAGGAAUACAGAGACAAGACAAUCGGUGGAGCCGCAGUGACUGUAACAAGUGCUGUAUUGAUGGUCCUUUUGCUGUUGACGGAAUUGAACAAUUAUCUGCAACCCACCAUAUCGGAGGAUCUGUUCGUCGACACGACAAGGAGUCAUAAAUUAAAUAUUAAUUUGGAUCUGACGAUACCAAGGAUAUCGUGUAACUAUUUAAGUUUAGACGCAAUGGAUUCAGCGGGCGAUCAGCAUUUACAUAUAGACCACAACAUUUACAAACGACGACUAGAUCUCGAAGGCAAUCAAAUAGAAGAGGCCAAAAAGGAGGAGAUUUUAACUUCAUCAACAACCAAAGAGAAUGUCACUGAGAGUACGUCUGUAGGCGUGGUAAAGUGUGGAAGUUGUUACGGUGCACAAGUGAACGACACACACUGUUGUAACACGUGUCAGGAUGUCAUCGACGCAUACAGAGAAAAGAAAUGGAAUCCGAACACUGACGACUUUGAGCAGUGCAAAAAUGAGCGAUUCUCCGACAAAAGUUCGGAAAAACUGGCUCUGAAAGAAGGAUGUCAGAUCUACGGACACUUGGAAGUGAAUCGGAUGGGCGGAUCGUUUCACAUAGCUCCUGGCAAGAGUUUCUCCCUGAAUCACAUUCACAUCCAUGACGUUCAUCCGUACUCGUCGACAACGUUCAACACAUCACACACCAUAACACAUUUAUCGUUCGGUGAACGGAUACACUUUGCCAACACACAUCCACUGGACAACACGCCGGUGUAUGCUAAAGAAGGCGCAAUGAUGUUCCAGUAUUACAUCAAAAUCGUACCGACCGUGUACGAGAAACUGAACGGCGAAUUGACCUACACAAAUCAGUUUUCCGUGACGCGACACUCGAAAUCGGUAUCGGUGAUAUCCGGUGAAUCGGGAAUGCCGGGCAUAUUUUUCAGCUACGAAUUGUCACCGCUGAUGGUGAAAUAUACCGAGAAACAGAACUCAUUCGGACAUUUUGCGACGAAUGUGUGCGCUAUUGUUGGUGGAAUAUUUACGGUGGCUGGCAUCAUUGACUCGAUUUUCCAUCAUUCCAUUUAUUUGAUUAAGAAGAAGAUUGAGCUGGGAAAGCUGAGCUAAGCUGUGUGGGCUUUCCGACAACAUUUUUUUCUUACGCUCUUUGAGUUCUUGACAAAAGUUUUUUUUUGUUUUGUUUUGCAAUGAAAUGUUUUUGGUUCUUUUCUUGUCUGUCCCGAUUUUGUCAAGGGAACUUCGAAUGUAAACCACCUCGUAUUUGAUAAACUGCUAGUCGGUAAA
This is a messenger RNA of Bradysia coprophila, 1486 nucleotides long. RefSeq names its product endoplasmic reticulum-Golgi intermediate compartment protein 3. Gene Ontology annotation, biological process: endoplasmic reticulum to Golgi vesicle-mediated transport; retrograde vesicle-mediated transport, Golgi to endoplasmic reticulum. The record is from RefSeq and is a predicted model, not a curated record. NCBI's taxonomy places the organism in Eukaryota, Metazoa, Arthropoda, Insecta, Diptera, Sciaridae. Gene Ontology annotation, cellular component: Golgi membrane; endoplasmic reticulum membrane; COPII-coated ER to Golgi transport vesicle.